UUUCCGUAUAAAUAUUGACCGACGCCGGUCCAACUGUAUCAUUGCUUCAGUUAACUUUAAUUCGACUAAAUCGGUCCUCCGCAACCAGUUUUCAACAUAAUGGCGUUUAAGAUGGUGGUUCUGUUUGCCGCUCUGGCCACGGCCAGCGCCGGAUACAUCGAAGCCGAUCACCAUCAGCACUACUCGCCGGCUUCGGCCGUGAGCUACAGCUCGAUCACCCGUGAGCAUCACGCCCCGAAGUUGGCAGUGGCCAAGACCCUGUCCUACGCUGAGCCUCAGGUUCACUACGCUGCCCCAGCUAUCCAGUACGCCGCUCCGGUCCACAAGGAAUACGCCGUCCAUGAGCACCAGCCUCUGCUGAAGACCGUUGUGGCCCAGCCAGCUUACACCAAGACCAUCGUCCAGCAGCCAACCUAUGCUAAGACCCUGAUCUCGGAGCCCACUUAUGCUCAUGCCGCCCCUGUGUACGCCCAUGCCGCUCCAGUGUAUGCCCAUUCCGCUCCAGUCUACGCUCAUGCUGCCAAGACCGUUGAGUACUCCAAGACCCUGGCCUACACCGCCCCAGUUGCCAAGACCAUCGUUUCCUCGCACCCGUCCUACACCAAGGCCAUCUACGCCGAACCGACCUACUCCAAGACCAUCGUGGCCGCUGAGCCCACUUACACCAAGACCAUUGUCCAGCAGCCGGCUUACGCCAAGACCUUGAUCUCGGAGCCCACCUACGCCCAUGCUGCUCCAGUGUACGCUCAUGCCGCUUCUCCAGUGUACGCCCAUGCUGCCCCCGUGGUUGCGGCCAAGACCGUGAGCUACUCCCCAGCUGCGGCCGUGUCCCAUGUCAGCUACGACGAUUCCAGCGCGCACUACGGCUGGUAAAUGCAGUGAACCUGUGUGCAAAAAGUGCCAAAACGAAACGGGUAUCGAUGGGAAACCAUCGUCUCUAUUAGGACCAGGACAUCGUGACGCGACGAGUGAUCGACGAGGACGACAACAGCAACCCCAACUAUGCCGAAUAUG
This is a messenger RNA of Culex quinquefasciatus (southern house mosquito), 1014 nucleotides long. RefSeq names its product cuticle protein 16.5. Bases 100 to 873 code for a protein of 257 amino acids. The record is from RefSeq and is a predicted model, not a curated record. NCBI's taxonomy places the organism in Eukaryota, Metazoa, Arthropoda, Insecta, Diptera, Culicidae. The transcript has 2 exons.